Molecule: messenger RNA, 498 nt
Organism: Caenorhabditis elegans
Lineage: Eukaryota; Metazoa; Nematoda; Chromadorea; Rhabditida; Rhabditidae
Gene: his-35
Product: Histone H2A
Exons: 2
Coding region: 6-389 (127 amino acids)
Cellular component (GO): nucleus; chromosome; nucleosome
Molecular function (GO): protein heterodimerization activity; structural constituent of chromatin; DNA binding
Source: RefSeq, marked reviewed
CAAAGAUGUCCGGACGUGGAAAGGGAGGAAAAGCUAAGACCGGUGGAAAGGCCAAGUCCCGUUCGUCGAGAGCUGGACUUCAAUUCCCAGUUGGUCGUCUUCAUCGUAUUCUCCGUAAAGGAAACUACGCACAACGUGUUGGAGCAGGAGCACCGGUGUACCUCGCAGCAGUUCUGGAGUACCUCGCCGCCGAAGUUCUCGAGUUGGCUGGAAACGCUGCCCGUGACAACAAGAAAACCCGUAUUGCACCAAGACAUCUCCAACUCGCUGUCCGUAAUGACGAGGAAUUGAACAAACUGUUGGCUGGAGUCACCAUCGCCCAAGGAGGAGUUCUUCCAAACAUCCAAGCCGUGCUUCUCCCAAAGAAGACUGCAGGAGACAAAGAAUAAGCAGUGUCACAGAUGAAUAUUGCAACUAAAGAUACUCCGCCCCGUUAAUUUAUAUGUCAUCUGAAUGUAUUGUUUACUCGGCUGAAUUGUAAAUGAAAUAAAUUCAUAU